Capsella rubella is the source of this 725-nucleotide messenger RNA. Its product is annotated as zinc finger protein ZAT8. The transcript has a single exon. The record is from RefSeq and is a predicted model, not a curated record. NCBI's taxonomy places the organism in Eukaryota, Viridiplantae, Streptophyta, Magnoliopsida, Brassicales, Brassicaceae. Bases 39 to 602 code for a protein of 187 amino acids. Gene Ontology annotation, biological process: response to stress; response to chitin.
AGAAAAACAAAAACCCUAGAAGCGUCACUUAACUCUCGAUGAUUGCGAACAGAGAGGAGUGUAUUGAUCCGUCGACGGCAGUGGAUAAAGCGGCGAAGUGUCUGAUGUUGUUAACGAGAGUUGGCGGCGACGACGGAGUAGGAGGAGGAGGAGAGAAACGAGUUUUCCGAUGCAAGACUUGUAAGAAAGAGUUCUCUUCGUUUCAAGCACUAGGAGGUCACCGUGCAAGCCAUAAUAAACUCGCUAACAACGGUGACUAUACGACGUCGUCACUUACUGGAUCACCUAAGAAGAAAACGCCGAGUAAAACGACGACGACGUCCACGACGACGAUUCAUGUUUGUCCGAUUUGUGGGUUGAAUUUUCCGAUGGGACAAGCACUUGGUGGUCACAUGAGGAAACAUAGGAACGAGAAAGAGAAAGCUUCAUCGAACGAGUUGGUUACACGAUCUUUCUUGCCUGAGAACGCAACGUUUACUACGAUGACGACUUUGAACAAAUCGAGUAGUGGGAAGAGAGUUGCGUGUUUGGAUUUGCACGACUUAGCUGCUGUGGAGACUGGUGUCAAUACUGAUUUGGAGUUGGGAAGAAGCAUGUAUUGACACUUUCGUAUUCGUUAGCUUUUUAGUUUUCACAGAUUUAACAAACAUUUUUGCAUAGGGCUUUCACAUGGAUUUGUUACCUUACAGUCAAAAUUUAUUUGUAUACAGUUUGAUAUUUUACUA